Messenger RNA from Paralichthys olivaceus (Japanese flounder), 1793 nucleotides. It is a transcript of the gene pelo, whose product is annotated as pelota mRNA surveillance and ribosome rescue factor. The record is from RefSeq and is a predicted model, not a curated record. Gene Ontology annotation, biological process: nuclear-transcribed mRNA catabolic process, no-go decay; RNA surveillance; nuclear-transcribed mRNA catabolic process, non-stop decay. Gene Ontology annotation, cellular component: cytoplasm. Lineage: Eukaryota; Metazoa; Chordata; Actinopteri; Pleuronectiformes; Paralichthyidae.
AUUCAAAUGGAGGAUUUAGUUUAGACAACGCGAGAUCCCGCGCGUUCAUCCCCGUCGAGUCAAACACGGGCGCUUGAAUCGAUGUGUAUUUGUGGCGCAGCAGAGCGACACCCAACGGAAGUGACCAAGAUGGGAGAACUGACGCCAUGACGUGACGUCCCGGCUCCUGACAACACGAGUGAUUCAUUCUGGAGAUGGUUCGGCUCGUCUCUGCUUCUUCACCUCCGCACAAACAUGAGUCGGACACACGUUGACCCGCGUGUUUCACUGUAAUAACACGGCGCGACACCCGUCCAGCCAUGAAGCUGCUGCACAAAGACAUUGAGAAAGACAAUGCCGGUCAGGUGACUCUGAUGCCAGAGGAGGCAGAGGACAUGUGGCACACCUACAACCUGCUGCAAGUCGGGGACAGCUUGAGAGCCUCCACUAUCAGGAAGGUGCAGACAGAGUCCACCACAGGAAGCGUGGGCAGCUCCAGAGUUCGAACUACUCUCACCUUAUGUGUGGAGACAAUCGACUUUGACUCCCAGGCCUGUCGGCUGAGAGUAAAGGGCACUAACUUAGAGGAGAACCAGUAUGUCAAGAUGGGGGCUUACCACACUAUUGAGCUUGAAGUUAACAGGAAGUUCACUCUGGCUAAAAAGAGUUGGGACAGCGUUGUACUGGACAGAAUCGAGCAGGCAUGUGACGCCACACAGAAAGCCGAUGUGGCAGCUGUGGUAAUGCAGGAGGGCCUGGCCAACCUGGUGCUGGUGACCCCCGCCAUGACUCUGCUCCGAGCAAAAGUGGAGGUCACCAUUCCUCGCAAGAGACGGGGAAGCUGCACCCAGCAUGAGAAGGCGCUGGAGAGGUUCUACGAGGCUGUGAUGCAGGGGAUUCUUCGCCACAUCAAUUUUGAUGUGGUGAAGUGCAUCCUGGUUGCCAGUCCAGGGUUUGUGAAGGACCAGUUCAUUGCAUAUCUCUUUAAAGAGGCAGUGCGACAGGACAACAAGCUCCUGCUGGAGAAUCGGCCCAAAUUCAUGCUGGUGCACUCGUCAUCAGGUCACAAGUACUCACUCAAAGAAAUCCUCUCUGAUCCCUCUGUGACAAGUCGACUUUCUGAUACAAAGGCAGCAGGAGAGGUGAAAGCCCUGGAAGAUUUCUAUAAGAUGCUCCAGCAUGAGCCAGACAGAGCUUUCUAUGGACUGGCCCACGUGGAGAAAGCUGCUGACGCUCUUGCCAUCGACACCUUGCUGAUAAGUGAUAAGCUGUUCAGACACCAGGAUGUUCCCACGAGAAGCCGCUACGUCCGCCUGGUGGACAGUGUGAGAGACAACGGUGGCACCGUCAGAAUAUUCUCCAGCCUUCAUGUGUCUGGUGAACAGCUGACCCAGCUGAGUGGAGUGGCUGCCAUCUUGCGGUUUCCCAUUGCCGACCUGUCAGAGGCAGAGGACGACAGCAGCUCUGACGAAGACUGACCCACAGUGCAGCACUCUCGAUCUAAGCUGCUGUGCUAUGGUUUAUGUAUUCCACCUCUACUGCAAGUGUCUUUCAGACUUAAUAUUCUAAAGUGGCCACGAUUCCACAUGAGAUGCAGUUCUUGGUGCUUUUGGUUUGAGGUGACUGUGUUUGAGAACGUGCACGUGUGACUAAAGUCGGAGCUCUCAGGAUGAAAAUGAAAGCUAUGUUUUGCCACGUUUCAAAUGAGAACAGUUAAAGCUUUGACUCAUUUUUAGCAAUAAAUAAAUUGAUCUUUUUUUCCCAAGUGUAUAUACAAUAUAUCUUUUCUGCAAUUAAACAACAGAAGCAUUCAA